Messenger RNA from Chilo suppressalis (striped riceborer), 2232 nucleotides. The record is from the annotation of a GenBank genome assembly. Lineage: Eukaryota; Metazoa; Arthropoda; Insecta; Lepidoptera; Crambidae.
AUGGAAGAAGAUAAGGGAAAGGACGAAGCUGAGGAUUGGAAAAUAUACGAAGCUCUGUGUAGCAAAACCCCUACAGAGAUGGAAGCAGACGCGGGCAAUGAUAUAAUUACUGCACUAAGAAGUGAUUUAGCUGCACUCCAAUACAAAAGAGAAAAGUUAAUAUCAGAGAACAGCGAUUUAAAAAACCAAAUGCUUUCGAGAGAUCAGAGAAUCUUAGAGCAGCAGGUAGAAAUAGACCACUUGCGCGAACAGAAUGCUCGACAAAAUGCUAUUAUAUCCUCACUCAAAAAGAAGAUUCAAGACCUCGAAGAAAUUAACCGAAAUAUACAAGCAUCACACGGAAGAAGUGAUUUAACAGUGCAGACAUUACAAAGAGAUAACCGCUAUUGUGAGGAGAAAAUAAAAGAUUUGGAAAUAAAGCUCCGUUCUUUAGAGAUUGAAUGUCAUAAUGAAGAACAGCAAAAGGAAAAUGCCCGAUGUCAGUUCCAUGAUCUCGUAAGACGUCUCUCUGCGGCGUUAGAUUCUGAUUUUUGUGACACCACACAUACUCAUUCACCAGAAAGUCUCAUAAUAAAAGCAGCUGAAUUAGUUCAAGAGAUAACCAGACUUAAGAAUAAAUGCAUGAACACAACAGAAAAUUUGUCAACGGUAGAGCAAGAUUUCAGAAGCUGUCGAGAUACAUUAGAGAGAGCGAAUGCUGACAAAGAUAUGCUGCAAAGGCAGUUUUCUUCCCAAAUUCUUGAAACCGAAAGGUUAAAACAGGAGAAGGAAUCUUUAGCAGUUCAAAACAGGGUUAUAGAGCGCGACUUGCAUGAAGCAAGAGAGAAGUUAUCUCACUGUACUAAGAACCUUAAUGUGGUCACUGAUAAUGUCAAUCAAAACGAAUCUAUUAUUUUGCAGUUAAAAGAGGAUUUAAGGCAUCGCGAGGAAAAAUAUCAAAGGCUUCAAACAGAAUACCGCAGUACAUUGGAAUCGAUAGCAAUUCUUCUCAGUUUGCCUUCGAGAUUUGUAGAAGCUCACGAAAGUACUAUUAAGGAUAGAAUUCGUGAAAUAUUAAGCGAUAAUAAAGAUAAAUCUGUGCAAAUCGAGGCCUUACGAGACAAAUUGAAUAUGGAGUCACAGCAGCUAAGCCGAACUGGACAUUUACAUGAUCAGGCUACUACCCGAGUUCGUGUCUUGGAAGACGAGCGGAACAUUCUUGAGGCUAAAGUUCACAAACUUGAGUCAGAACUUAAUGCAGUGGAAGUUUCCAGAGAAAGUUUACGAAAGGAUAAAGCUAAUUUCGUGGCGUUCCUGGAACGGCUCAGUCGGACUCUGAACAUGGAUGAACUAACACAUGACAUAGGCAUCGAACUUCACACUGAGUCCAUUAUGCAUCGAGCUGAACAACUAGCACGACUUGAGAGCGACAAGAUCGUAGACAAGACAGCAGUAGUCUACCAGUUGCAACGCAGAAUCAGGAUUCUUAGAGAGCAGCUGCAAAGAAAGGAUUUACAUUUGGAUUUACUUCGUCGCAAACUAAGCAUACAAGAAGAAAGCUCCCGCGUCCGAGCAGUUCUACAGGCAGAACGUGACGAAGCAGUGUGCAGAAGUAAGAAGCUAGCGCGCCAAUGUGACAAGCUCACAGUGCAGCUCACCGACGCACGCGCACAGCUCAGGGACCUGAACGCGCAACUCGCAGACGCCGCAGAAUAUAAGAUAACAUCGUUAGAAAGGGCUCGCAAAAUCGAAGAAUUACAAAAGAAACUGGAGGAAGCGGACCUUCUUCGCGCGAGAUAUAAUAGAAAAGUGAACGUCCUCAAAGACCAAGUCCGUGCUACUGGCGAGACUUUCGAGCAAGAGAGGACAACUUCCGAACACCAGAUAGGAAUGCUAAGAGACGACCUGGCACGAACUAAGGAAAUGCUCAUGGAGUGCCAGAGGAGAGAGGCUCAACUACAAAGCUUCCGAAAUUCAAUCGCUAAGCUGCUGGGAAUAUUAGUGCCUGCUUCGGUAUCGGACUUUGAGAUGGUAUCGCGGCUUCAGAAGCUAAUCGAUGCGCACCACGACUUCACGGUGGUGUCACGGCGGUACGACGACCCGGCGCUGCUGCGGGCCUCCUCGCGCUCGCCACCACCGUCCCGCUGCCGCACCAGGACUCCAGACAGAUCUCUGCGUUAUGACGACUCGGGCUACGCGGAUCCCGCGUUCGACCUUGACGACGAACUGUACAAGACACGCGCCGCCAUGUGA